AUGAUGACAGCCGCCAUACUAACUACGAUGGUGGAGGUGGCGAUUCUGAUAUGCUUACUCCAACUCGCCACAGCCACCACAGCCGCAGCAUCAUCGUUGUCCUACCCAUCUCAUCAAAUCCUUGCCGUCCAAGAAAUCAUAGAUACCACAAAAUUAGCUGCCCACGUACCCCAAACACAACUACUUGACCAUGAAACAAUAGAGUCCGGAGAGUCUCACGGCCGGAAGAGAUGGAAGCUGAACCUUGUCCACCGCGACAAGCUGUCGGAGAAUGAUGAAGGUCACCGGCGGCGGACAGAAGCUCGGUUGAAGAGGGACGUGAAAAGGGUGGCAAUUUUGAAUAGUCGAAUUGGUGGUAACCACACCAAAGGUGGUGUUGAAGGAGGGCGGUUCGAGGUGGAAGAUUUUGGGUCGGAGGUGGUUUCCGGCAUGCGACAAGGGAGCGGUGAGUAUUUUGUGAGAAUAGGUGUUGGAAGUCCACCGCGAAGUCAAUACAUGGUGGUUGACUCUGGUAGCGAUGUUGUGUGGGUCCAAUGCUUGCCAUGCAAGCAAUGCUACCAACAAUCAGACCCGCUUUUUGACCCGGCCAACUCAGCUUCUUUUGUGGCUGUCUCUUGCGCCUCCUCUGUAUGUCAACAUGCAGAAACCGCCGUUGGUUGCCAUGGUCAUGGAGGUGGUCGGUGGUGCAAAUAUGAGGUUUCAUACGGCGAUGGAUCUUACACGAAGGGAACUUUAGCCCUUGAAACACUAAGCUUUGGAAAUACUUUCAUCCGUAAUGUUGCCAUCGGAUGUGGUCACAGAAACCAAGGUUUAUUUGUUGGUGCAGCCGGAUUACUUGGAAUCGGUGGUGGCUCAAUGUCACUAGUGAGUCAACUCGGUGGCGAAGCCGGUGGUGCAUUUAGUUACUGUCUUGUUAGCCGAGGGGAUGGUUCCCUCGGUUCGCUAGAAUUCGGGAGAGAAUCUCUACCGACAGACAGUGCAGUUUGGGUCCCACUGCUACGUAACCCGAGAUUCCCUAGUUUUUAUUACGUGGAACUCUCGGGUCUCGGAGUGGGAGGGGUUCAGGUUACAAUACCUGAACCCAUUUUCAAACUGAGCGACAUGGGCCACGGAGGAGUCGUGAUGGACACUGGAACAGCUGUCACACGACUUCCAACUGUGGCCUAUGCAGCUUUCCGUGACACUUUUAUAGCUCAAACUACAAACCUACCUCGUGCACGACCGGUUUCCAUAUUUGACACAUGCUAUGACCUAAACGGGUUUGUAACUGUUCGAGUCCCGACUGUGUCAUUCUACUUUUCCGGGGGACCGGUUUUGACACUUCCGGCAAGCAACUUUCUAAUUCCGGUGGACGAUAUGGGAACAUUUUGUUUCGCCUUUGCUCCAACUUCAUCGGGUCUUUCCAUUAUUGGAAAUAUUCAACAAGAAGGUAUCCAAAUUUCAUUCGAUUCUACAAAUGGACUCAUGGGAUUUGGCCCCAAUGUUUGCUAA
Lactuca virosa is the source of this 1491-nucleotide messenger RNA. Lineage: Eukaryota; Viridiplantae; Streptophyta; Magnoliopsida; Asterales; Asteraceae. The record is from the annotation of a GenBank genome assembly.